Melopsittacus undulatus (budgerigar) is the source of this 532-nucleotide messenger RNA. RefSeq names its product apolipoprotein C3 (gene APOC3). The transcript has 4 exons. Gene Ontology annotation, biological process: lipoprotein metabolic process; lipid transport. Gene Ontology annotation, molecular function: lipid binding. NCBI's taxonomy places the organism in Eukaryota, Metazoa, Chordata, Aves, Psittaciformes, Psittaculidae. Gene Ontology annotation, cellular component: extracellular region. Bases 183 to 464 code for a protein of 93 amino acids. The record is from RefSeq and is a predicted model, not a curated record.
AUAGGGAUUUUCCCAGCUCCCGGCUGGAGGCAGCCCCUCCAUUACGGACCUGGCACCGCUCGGCCCCUGCCCCGCGGCCCCUUCCCGUCCAGCCCCUGACCUUUGCACAAGCCCCGGAGCCGGCGGUGGGAGGGUAUAAAGUGGGACCCGGGGCUGCCCCAGCCCCAGAGCCCGGCUCAGCCAUGAGGGUGUCCCUGCUGCUCCUGCUCGCCUGCACGGCCGUCCUGGCAGCACAAGCAAGGGCCGAUGAGCCGGGGGAGCCCGAGGUGCUGGUGCGGAAGGUGCAGGAGUACGCGCAGAAAGCAUCGGCCAUGGCCAAGAGCGCCCUGAGCAGGGUGCAGGAGUCGGAGGUGGCUCAGCACGCCAGGCAGUGGCUGUUGGAUGGCGCGGAGCUGGCGAAGCAGCGGCUGGCGCGGCUCAAGGAGAAGCUGGUGCAGCUCUGGAAGGGGACAUCGGCCGUGUAGCACCGGGGGGGAACGGACAGGAUGGGGACCCCCAGAUCCCCUCCCACUGUCACAGUGCUGGCAAUAAA